This is a messenger RNA of Amoebophrya sp. A25, 6101 nucleotides long. NCBI's taxonomy places the organism in Eukaryota, Dinophyceae, Syndiniales, Amoebophryaceae. The record is from the annotation of a GenBank genome assembly.
CUUAUGUCUUUUAGCAAACAGUUGCAGUUCAUCCUGUGUUGAAGGUUUUCCUAUCGUAAGUAUUUUCGAUAAGUAAUUACAACUUGAACUAAGUUCAUGUGAACUUACUUACUUUAAUACAUAUUUUAGUCCUACGUCCUUCUCCGUCGUGUUUUUUAUAUUUACAAGAAACCGGGGUCGCCCCUUGGGCGACCCCUCCUUGAUAGCAGCACAGUCACAGGCACAGAGUAGAACAAACAUAAGAGAAAGCAAAAAAAAAAGCGACUGAGGCACGGAGCGCCCGCCCCUUGGCCUUGGCGGCUGCCGUCGAGAUGAUGGAGAAGAACAAAGACCGAAGCAACCCACGGAACCCAGGACCCUGGCGCGCGGAAUCAAUUAGGCACGCCACGCCAAUGAGACAGGCCCGGCGGACAUUCAUGCGUGCGCGGGGGCGGGCCGGAGGUGUUGCCAAUGCCGUAAGGUGCGCCCGACGUCGGUGAGCCCUCCCAAGCCCGCGCGCCCUGCUCGUCUUGUUCGCUGGUCCCGCUCAGCUUGCCGGGGCCAGCUUUGGCCGCUCAAGCCUCUCCGGUUUGGGCUGCCCGCGUUCUCGCCUGGGGCUAGCUGACUGCCCUCGGCUUUGUUGUUUGGCUCAACGAGCGGGGGCUGCCCAUCGAUCCCGCCUCGGCCCCCAAAGUGCCCCACGACCUCCCCAAACGCAGCACGACCGACCUCCCCAAACACAGCGCGACCUCCCAAACACAGCGCGACCCCUUAAGCACCGCACGGCCCCAAGCUACAACGUGGCCACGCAGUCGCAGCGCGUCCCCCAAGCAACACACGAAGCACCAAAGACACCACGGCCCCCCAAACUUAUUAACACACCACGACCACCAAGAAGACACAGCGCGACCCUCCAGGCAACCCACUAUCUACGGCCCCCAGCAGACAAUACGAGCACGAGCAUAGGGGCACAGCAUGACCCCCCGCGCAAAUUACUACAGACCGCCAGCCCCCAAAAGACAAAGGAAGCAACCCCGCAGACAACACGCAGCCCCUGGGCUAUGACAUGACCCGCCCCCUAAACAAAAGAGCAAAACCGCAAGAGGCACCGCGACCCCCUUGCGGCACCCCCUGACCCCAAACCCCCAAAGGCACUGCAUAGCAAACCAUAAAACUGAGCACGGCCCCAAAGGCACGGCGUGACCCCCGGGCACAGUCAGCAUAGACCCACAAAGGGACACAUGGCCGGACGUGAGGCAUGACAACCAAGACGCACCAGCACGACCGCCAAAGAGACAGCGCGACGAACUUCCAAAACAACACAGCACCCCCAAAACAGCACGGACCCCAAAACACAGCAAGACCCCGAAGGGCACAGCACUACCACCCCGAACACACCGCGGCGACGAGGACGACUAAGACACCUCACGACCCCAAAGGACCACCGUGACCCCCCGACGCUGUAACUUAUGGAGACCUCUCGCCCCUACAUCAUAAGGCCCCGCAUGACCGCGCACCAUCCAAAGCGCAGCCGCCUGGCCACGCACCAAAACGCAGCACGACGGACCCCAGAAGCACAGCGCCAAGCCUACCAAGGCCCACCAUGACCCCCCUCAACUCAUUGCGACCAAAUGGACGCAGCACGCGGCGACACCACUGAAAAAAGGAAGCCAAGCCACAAAAGGAGAAGCAAAAGCCUGGCCCCCAUUUUAUUAAAGGCACAGCGUGACCUCCUCCAAAACAAAGAGCAGCGCGCAGCCCCCAAGGCACCACGAUCCCACACCCAUACGGAAGACAGACCGUGGCCCUUGAAACACACCACGCGCACCCUGACGCCGCGCGGCCUUCUUAACUCACUGCAAAACACAGCCCGCCCCGCUGCCGUAGCUGCAGCAUCCGCAUGCCUUCCGAAACAUUGCUUGCCUGCCCCCCUGGGAACGAAUUGGCCCCCCCUGCACCCACAGGCAGCAGCCACCACCCCCCGAGCACCACCCAAGCAAGACGCCAAGCACAAAGUGACCCACGAGAAACAGACCACAACGACGACCCUCCAACGCAUCGCCAUCGACUCCCAAAAAAACGCCACGGCGUGACCUGCCUGCAGCAUCUACAUGACCGCAAAGGGAUUCGGCUGCCUCCUCACCGCGCAGCCUCGAGAAACAACAUAACCCCAAGGCAAGCACUGCCGCCAGCAUGGACGCCAAGGCCCUCACUCGGUGACCCCCAAGUCGCAUCGCGAUCCUUGAAGACCACCGCGGCCAGAUAUUCACAACCACACAACGCGCGCCCCCAAGGCGAAACAUGGACGGCGACCCCCUGAACACACCACGACGACCACCAAAGCGCGCCGAGCUUCCCCUGACGCUGACACACCACGACCCGCCAAGCAUGCCGCAGCCACUCAGACACAGCGGGGCCCCUUAGUAGAAACGCGGCCGCCUGAGGGCACUGCGUUCGCGUUGCGCUUAAAACAUCACGCGGCCCCUCAAGACCUGCAUGACUGUGAGCACGCGCCGCGGCCGUGCAUCCCUCCAAGCUCCUCGCGGCGCGAUCUUCCUCCAGCGAGCCACCCACGCACCCCCCCCCUCCGCACUUCGCGACCCUUCAAAACUGCAGGAAUACGCACGGCCUCUGCAGAAUAGUGAGAGGCUGCCCACGGCCACGGCGCCGCAAGCACAGCGCAGCUUAAUGGACACCACUGCCCCCGCCAGACCCCCCCGACACAACGCGGACAGCGCCCAAGAUGCGACGCAACCCAACAGGCAGCGCGCGACCUCCUAAAGCGCCGCAGCGCAACGAACCCCCCAAGCGUUGCACAGUCCAAAAAACAAAGCCGGACCCCCUGAGCAGGCACAGCGUGAACCUUUGGGCAUUAUGUAGCAAGCCCCCCAAGCACAGCACAACCCCCCGACACCCAAGGGGCACCGCGCGACCCCCCAAGCAUGAGGUGACCCCAGACACCACAUGACCUGCCAGGCACGCCAUGACCCUCCAGACACACAAACGAACCCAACCCCCGGCAGGCACGUGCCACGACUAAAAAGGCACGCCGCGACUCCUUAAACGCCGAGCGACCCCCGCAAAAACGCCACGAAUGACCACCCCAGACACACCACACCCCCCCGAACACAGAUCGACGCCGCGACCUCUAGCCGCGCUCUGGCUCCCCGACGCAUGCAAGGACCCCCCCGCGACAACGUGACCAAUAUGGCGCAGAAAGGCGCCCCAAGCGCGGAGCGACCCCCCUAGCACACCACGAACCCCAAACACUGACCGACGCCCCGACCUCUAACUAAACGCGCCACGGCCUUCCAAAAUUGCCACGGCUUAGCCUCCCCACGUAACAUGGCCCCUGGGGCGCAGCUUGGCCAAAGCCAAACCUCCCGGAGCAGCACGAGCACACCCCCGAAAAAGACACAACCAGACCCCCCAACCAAGCACCGCAUGGCCGCGCCCCUCUCUAACACCACACGGCUGGACCUCUGGGGCACCGUAUGAGCAAGCCCCAAAGCUACAGCAAGGCCCCACAAAGACAAAGCAAACACGCCACCGCCCCGGAAAGAUGGGGAGCAGCGUGGACCCCCGAAAAAACGGGCACAGCGCGAACCCGAAAGCCCAGCGCCUUGGGCUGUUUCUCUUUCUCAUAUGGAUGCAGCCAGCGCCUUCAAAAUAAGAGCAAGAAGACCCACCGCGCGGGGCUUAAAAUCAAGAAGCCCGCGGAGCUUGGGAAGGCGCUCCCCAUCGGCUGCCGGGCUUUCUUGGGGUUUUCUUCUCAGACAGAGAGACACGACGGGGCCAGCCUCUAAGGCUGGCACUUUUUGCAGCUUCUUCCUCGCGUUGUCGGUUGCGACCGGGCGCAGGGGGACCGAGGGGGUUGCCCGGGCGGGAGUUGGGCGCCGCGUUUCUAUCUUGGUGAGAUUGCCCGCCCGCGGACUCCUCCAGCCGCACUCCCCUCGAGGGGUGUCCAGAUCCGCGAGGAGCUAGCCGCGCGCCUACAGCUAUGGCCUCCCACCCGCGUGGCUGGCUUCGGCUUUGCGCCACGAAAAUCAUCAAGCAGGCGGGAAGUUGUGAAGGCGUUGCCAGCAGGUUGGCCCCCCUUCCCCUUAAGAUACCUCGCUCGCAGCCUCCGCACGCACACUCCCAGGGGGGAGCUGCGAAACGCUAGCCCCCUACUGUGGUGCCGGUUUUUCUCCAGUUUUCGCCGAGGUUCUCAAGCGUCGCCGCGCCUGAUCUGGCGCGGAAGUUGGACAGGGGUCGCCCGCCCCCCUGCCCCCGCCUCCCCUUCUUCCCCCGACCAUCCCUCAAAACACCCGGCUGAGACUCUUUGGACCAUUUGGACAGGCGCAGGGGUUGGACAGUGGUGGCCCCCCUCCCCCCUCUUGAAAAUAUCGAAGGCAGUGGAAGUAGUUCGCGGAGUCUGAGUCUCAAGCACGGGGUGGAGCUCUUUGAAGUUUGCUCCUCUUGCAGGGUUGUCGCGAGUGAUUGUAGAGUGUCGGGGGGGAAUGUGUCGGGGGGAGUAGCGCCUGGGACUUGCGGCCGGGUUUAGGAGAAGUGGCGUCAAGCUUGCGGUCUUGCGAAGAGGGUCGCGCAGGGGUUGGACAGGCACAGGGGUUGGACAGGGGUCGGACAGGGGUUGGACCGGGGUUGGACAGGGGUUGGCCCCCCCUACCCCCCCCCGACCCCCCCCCCCUUCUCCCCCCGAUAAUCCCUCGAAAAACCUCUCCGAAAUCUUUUGACCAUUAUAACUUUUUUAAUAUGAUCCAGGGCUCAGGGUUACGGUGCCGCCCCCCCUUGCGCAGGGGGGGCACCGGUAGCCCCGGACCCUUUCGGGAGCCAUCUGCCGGGGGUGGAAGGCCUCAAAAGGGGUCCAGGGGGCCUUCUCCGCUCUCUUCCAGCUGCCUGGCUGUACCCUGCAGACCUCCGACGAAGGUGGAAGGCUUCAGAAGGGGCCCAAGGGACCGCCUCCGCUCCCUUUCAGCUGCCUCCCUGUGCUCUACAUGCCUCCGAUAUGCUUCGCCGCCGCAGCAGUGCGCCGGGCUUGGGAGGCCUCCGAAGGCGGCAAAAGGCGAGGGGCUGGACCCCCUGGGCCGUGCGGCCUGUACCCUCCGGACCCUUGGUCAUCGGCUUGCUUUCUCUUGAGACCGUGGCCGCCUUCGGCGGCCUUUUACCCCGACGACCUCCAGCCUCCGAGGGUCAGCAGAGGCCAGGAGGUCCCUGAGAAACAUGAACACAGGCGCAAGGGGACGCCCGCGGCCAGUUUUGACGCCUUCCACCACUGGAAUCCGCUAAAAUCAGCGCGGAAAAGAGCGCGCGAGCGCCACCACAGACCACACCACAGGGGGGGGCGUGCAGCCCUAAGACAUGGAUAAGCUGUAGCUGGUCGAAAGGUGGGGCGAUUUUGCAUGGGUUUAAAAUGAAAAGAAGAAAUCCGGCUCUUGUGAUGAAGAUGACGAUGAUUCCCGAUGGGAACGAGGGCCCACGUAGUUGCUCAAGUAGCUCCUGACGCAGUCCUGGCGGCUAUCUUCUCCCACACGCGCUUCAGCUUCAGGAUUUUUAGUAAUUCUUGUACUUCAUCUCAUUUCUUCUUUAGACGGCUGCCAUUCGGUCUCUACGGUGAUCAUGAAGGAUCAUAACAGAGAUGCACACAUGACAUCCUCUUGCGGAGAAACGUGGCGGUAUUCGCGGCAUUGCUUGUGAUAUUCAUAUUUUUGGUUCCUCUUGAUAAUCAAUUCAUAUUAAUUUUUUACUGAUUACUUUUACUACAACUUGUGAGAAUUAUAUAUAAAUAUAUUAAAUCAAUAUGGAAAUUGCGACUACGGAAGCCACGCCAUGGAUGAUGUCGAUGUGUGUAUUUUUUAUAGAGAACGGAAAAUGAACAUGACCAAGGCAGGCUAUCUAAAGCUCCGAGCUUUUGGAGAACGCAGAUGCUGCUGAAUCACAGUAAUCUAAGUGCAGAGUUCGUGUAUCUAUUCGAUGCAUCAUGAGUAUGACAUUUUUGGUCGAAACGCACUUGCUCUUGCGUAUGCGCCUGUCCGUUGUUGCUACUCUGUCUGCGAAAGUCUGAGGAGAGAAUCUGAGGUUAGUUUGUUCCCUCUGUUGCGAUUUUUGAGAGACUAUUGAAC